Messenger RNA from Uncinocarpus reesii 1704, 609 nucleotides. RefSeq lists its product as uncharacterized. Gene Ontology annotation, cellular component: cytoplasm. Bases 1 to 609 code for a protein of 202 amino acids. The record is from RefSeq and is a predicted model, not a curated record. Gene Ontology annotation, biological process: N-acetylglucosamine metabolic process. The transcript is spliced from 2 exons. Lineage: Eukaryota; Fungi; Ascomycota; Eurotiomycetes; Onygenales; Onygenaceae.
AUGUCCACAGCUCCGGCUAUCUCGGUGGCCUUACCAUCUCCUUUCCCCCUGACGGACCUCGAUCGUGAGAUCCUAUCGCAAACCGACGAAGAAUCCUGGUCAAUAGCCAUAAAAUCUCUAUAUGGUACCAUCACGAAUUACAUAUGCCGUGAACGUCUUCGAUGGCCGCUCGACCUAGACCCUGCCACUCAAUGCGUCAAUCAGACGCCGUUUGCCGAUCCGCACGAUUAUAAGAUCCUCCGGAAUGACUGGCCGUAUGGCGUCACGCCUGAUAUCAACCAUAUCGUGGUCUGGGUAAAAAACCCAAUACCCGUGGAUGAGCAGGCUGGUGGGGAUUUGACGCCGGAAUCGCGGGCGUUGAUCGAAGGAUUUGUCCAGAGAACGUUCGUAAAACGGUUAGAGAAGGAAUUUCCCGACGCGAAAGAAAGGGUGUUAUGGUUUAAGAAUUGGACUGCACUGCAAAGUGUGAGGACCCUAGAACAUAUCCAUGUCCUACUACGCAAUGUUCCGGAUGAUAUUGUAGUUGAAUGGACUGGAGAGUCAGCCCGAAAAUUGAGUGAUCCUACAGUUGGAUUGGUGACGACCGCAGAAUCAACAACGGAUUGCUAG